Molecule: messenger RNA, 21910 nt
Organism: Callorhinus ursinus (northern fur seal)
Lineage: Eukaryota; Metazoa; Chordata; Mammalia; Carnivora; Otariidae
Source: RefSeq, a predicted model, not a curated record
UCAAUCUAUAGCAACCUUUUGCAAAUGAAGGAAUCACUAUUCUCAGUGGCCUCCAAUGAUGAUGUGAAAAUGAUGAAAGUACAUUUGGAGCAGUUGGAUGAGAGAUGGAGAGAUUUGCCACAGAUAAUUAGCAAAAGGAUUACUUUUCUUCAGUCUGUGGUCGCUGAACACCAGCAAUUUGAUGAACUGCUGCUUUCCUUUUCUGUCUGGAUUAAGCUGUUUCUCAGUGAAUUACAAACUACUUCUGAAAUAAGCAUAACGGACCAUCAAGCAGCAUUUACUCGGCACAAGGACCACGUAGCAGAAAUAGAGAGCAAAAAGGGAGAACUACAGAGUCUACGGGAUCACCUAGUGAAGCUGGGUGCUCUGGGUCAAGCUGAGAGCAAGGCAGAGGACUGUUUCCAGCUGUUGGAGGAAGCCAGCCAGGUCGUGGAAAGGCGGCAGCUUGCCCUGUCCCAGUUGGCUGAAUUCCUACAGAGCCACGCCUCGCUGUCAGGGGUUCUCCACCGGCUGAGGCACACAGUGGAAGCAACCGACAGUAUGAAUAGGAAACAGACUGAUUUAUUAGAAAAGGACCUAAAUCAUGCAAUUCAAGACGCUAAAACACUGGAAUCUGCGGCCAUCAGUCUUGACAGCAUUCUCGCCAAAGCUCAAUACCAUCUUAAAAGCGGAAGUUCUGAGCAAAGGACUUCCUGCAGAACGACAGCUGAUCACCUCUGUUCUGAAUUAGAGAGAAUCCAGAACCUUCUGGGUAUGAAGCAGAGUGAGGCAGAUGCCCUGGCAGUAUUGAAGAAAGCAUUCCAAGACCAGAAAGAAGAGUUGCUGAAAAGCAUUGAGGACAUUGAAGAAAGGACAGACAAAGAGAGACUGAAGGAGCUGACCCGCCAAGCUCUUCAGCAGAGAUUGAGAGUCUUUAAUCAGUUGGAAGAUGAAUUGAAUUCUCAUGAGCAUGAACUAUGUUGGUUGAAAGACAAAGCUAAACAAAUUGCUCAGAAAGAUGUAGCCUUUGCAUCUGAAAUCGAUAGGGAGGUAAACCGCUUAGAGGUUACCUGGGAUGAUACCAAAAGACUAAUUCAUGAAAACCAGGGUCAAUGCUGUGGACUUAUUGACUUAAUGAGGGAAUAUCAGAACUUCAAGUUGGCUGUAUCUAAAGUCCUAGAAAAUGCCAGCAAUGUGAUUGCAACAAGAACUACUAUAAAAGAUCAGGAGGAUCUUAAAUGGGCUUUAUCCAAGCAUGAAACUGCCAAGAACGAAAUGUGUAAUAAACAGAAAGAAUUGGAUAACUUUACAAGUAAAGGAAAACAAUUGUUAUCUGAGCUGAAAAAAAUUCACAGUAGUGAUUUCAUCUUGGUGAAAACAGACAUGGAGAGCACUGUGGACAGAUGGCUGGAUAUAUCAGAGAAAAUUGAGGAAAACAUGGAUAAGCUGCGGAUAAGCCUGACCAUUUGGGCUGACGUACUUUCAAGUAAAGAUGAAAUCGAUGGGUGGUCCAAUAGUUCUGUUCCACAGUUGACCGAAAGCAUCAGCAACCUGAAUAACAGCCUCAGAGCAGAAGAAUUCCUUAAAGAGUUUGAGUCUGAAGUUAAAAACAAAGCCUUGAGAUUGGAAGAACUUCAUUGCAAAGUUAAUGAUCUUAAAGAAUUAACUAAAAAUCCAGAAACACCACCAGACCUUCAGUUUAUAGAAGCAGACCUAAGGCAGAAACUGGAGCAUGCCAAAGAAAUUACCGAAGAAGCAAAAGGAACCUUGAAAGAUUUCACUGCUCAGAGUACACAGGUGGAGAAAUUUAUUAGUGACAUAACGAGCUGGCUGACAAAAGUAGAAGAAUCAUUGAAGAAUUGUGCCCAGACUGAGACAUGGGAAGGGCUGAAAAAAGUAAAGGAAAUACAAAAGGAACUUCAAAGUCAGCAAAGCAACAUCAGCUCCACCCAAGAAAAUCUCAACAGUCUGUGCCGCAAGUACCAUUCUGUUGAGUUGGAAGGCCUGGGCAGUGCUCUGACGGGGCUCAUAAAGAACCAUGAAGCUGUGACCCAGUUGUGCUCCAAAACACAGGCCAGCCUUCAGGAUUCUCUGGAGAAGCACUUCAAUGAGUCUAUGCAGGAAUUCCAAGAGUGGUUUUCUGGGAUAAAGGCAGCAGCAAAAGAAUCAUCUGAUCGAACUGGUGACAGCAAAGUUCUAGAGGCAAAGCUCCAUGAUCUUCAGAACAUUCUGGACUCCAUCAGUGAUGGGCAGAGCAAGCUUGAUGCUGUGACUCAAGAAGGACAAAUUUUAUAUGCACAUGUGUCUAAACAAAUUGUCAGCAGCAUUCAGGAACAAAUUACAAAGGCUAAUGAAGAAUUUCAAGCAUUUCUGAAACAAUGCCUUAAAGACAAGCAGGCUCUUCAAGACUGUGCUUUAGAACUUGGAAGCUUUGAGGAUCAGCAUAGAAAACUGAACUUAUGGAUCCAUGAAAUGGAUGAAAGGUUAAGUACAGAAAACUUAGGAGAGAGUAAACGGCACAUUCCUGAGAAGAAGAAUGAAGUCCAUAAAGUUGAAAUGUUUCUAGGAGAACUAUUGGCUGCAAGAGAAUCUCUGGAUAAGCUUUCCCAGAGAGGGCAGCUUCUCAGUGAAGAAGGCCACGGUGCUGGGAAAGAAGGACGCCUGUGCUCCCAGCUCCUCACGAACUACCAGAACUUACUCAGAAUGACCAAAGAGAGACUGCGGAGCUGCCAGGUGGCCCUGCACGAGCAUGAGGCCUUGGAGGAAGCCCUGCAGAGCAUGUGGUCCUGGGUGAAAGGCAUUCAAGACAGACUGACCGCUGCAGAGAGCACCGUUGGAAGCAAAGACACCUUGGAAAAGCGGCUGUUACAAAUACAGGAUAUUCUCCUGAUGAAAGGUGAAGGAGAAGUUAAGUUGAAUAUGGCCAUUGGCAAAGGGGAACAGGCCUUGAGAAGUAGCAACAAACAAGGUCAGAAGGUGAUUCAGACUCAGCUACAGACCCUUAAAGACGUGUGGGCUGACAUCAUGAGCUCCUCUGUCCGUGCUCAGAGCACUUUGGAGUCUGUGAUUAGCAAAUGGAAUGACUAUCUAGAGUGGAAAAACCAGUUGGAGCAGUGGAUGGAAUCAGUGGAUCAAAAAGUAGAGCAUCCUUUGCAACUGCAGCCGGGUCUGAAGGAGAAGUUUUCCCUUCUGGACCACUUCCAGUCCAUUUUAUCUGAGGCAGAAGACCAUGCCAGAGUCCUGCAGAGUCUCACCUCAAAAUCCAGGGAGCUCUACCAGAAGACAGAGGAUGAAUCUUUCAAGGAAACAGCUCAAGAGGAACUGAAAACACAGUUUAAUGAUAUAAUCACCGUUUCCAAGGAGAAGAUGAGGAAAGUGGAAGAGAUUGUGAAAGAUCACCUCAUGUAUUUAGAUGCAGUCCAGGAAUUCACAGAUUGGCUCCAUUCAGCAAAAGAAGAACUCCACCGGUGGUCAGAUAUGUCUGGAGACUCAUCAGCCACCCAGAAGAAAUUGUCUAAAAUCAAGGAGCUGAUGGAUUCCAGAGAGAUUGGGGCAAGCCGCAGAGGCAGAGUGGAGUCGCUGGCUCCAGCAGUGAAACAGAACACAAGUGCCAGUGGGUGUGAGCUCGUGGACGCGGAGAUGCAGGCCCUGCGAGCUGACUGGAAGCAGUGGGAAGACAGUGUACUCCAAACGCAGACCAGCUUGGAGAAUCUGGUUAGCCAAAUGGCCCUUUCGGAGCAGGAGUUCUCGGGCCAGGUGGCUCAUCUGGAGCAGGCACUGGAUCAGUUCAGUGCCCUUCUGACAACUUGGGCCCAGCAGUUAGCCCUCCUGGAAGGCAAGAAUACCGAUAAGGAGAUAGUGGAAUGCUGGCAGAAAGGACAAGAGAUACUGGAUGCCCUACAAAAAGCAGAGCCUAAAACAGAGGAUCUUAAGUCUCAGCUGAAUGAACUUUGUCGAUUUUCCAGAGACCUCAGUACAUACAGUGGAAAAGUUUCUGGCUUGAUUAAAGAAUAUAAUUGUCUUUGUUUGCAAGCAUCAAAAGGCUGUCAGAAUAGAGAACAGGUUUUACAGCAACGAUUUCGAAGAGCCUUCAAAGAUUUCCAGCAGUGGUUGGUUAAUGCAAAAAUCACUACUGCCAAAUGUUUUGAUAUACCUCAAAAUAUUAAUGAAGUUUCAACAAGUCUUCAGAAAAUACAGGAAUUUUUGUCAGAAAGUGAAAAUGGACAGCAUAAGCUAAACAUGAUGCUGUCUAAAGGAGAACUUUUGAGUACUCUGUUGACCAAAGAGAAAGCUGAUGGCAUCCAGGCCAAAGUUGCAACUGCAAAAGAAGACUGGAAAAAUUUUCAUUCAAAUCUCCACCAGAAGGAAUCUGCCCUAGAGAAUCUGAAGAUCCAAAUGAAGGACUUUGAAGUAAGUGCUGAGCCUGUCCAGGACUGGCUGAGUAAAACUGAGAAGUUGGUGCAGGAAAGCAGCAAUCGCCUGUAUGAUCUUCCUGCAAAGAGGAGGGAACAGCAAAAGCUCCAGGAGAAAGUGUCAAGAUUGGAUAGAAUUGUUGCAGAACACAAUCAGUUCUCCCUCGGGAUUAAAGAGCUCCAAGACUGGCUGACCGAUGCGGUUCACAUGCUGGACUCCUACUGCCACCCAACAUCCGACAAAAGUGUGCUAGACAGCAGGAUGCUCAAGCUUGAGGCUCUAUUAUCAGUGAAACAGGAAAAAGAGAUCCAGAUGAAAAUGAUAGUGACCAGAGGGGAGUCUGUUCUGCAGAAUACCUCUCCGGAAGGCAUUCCUGCUAUCCAGCAGCAGCUGCAGAGUGUGAAGGAUAUGUGGGCUUCCCUUUUGUCUGCAGCAAUUCGCUGUAAAAGUCAACUCGAAGGAGCUCUUUCUAAGUGGACGAGUUAUCAGGAUGAUGUUCGACAGUUUUCCAGUUGGAUGGACAGCGUGGAAGGCAGCCUAAAUGAAUCUGAAAGGCAGUACGCAGAACUGCGGGAGAAAACAACAGCCCUGGGAAAAGCCAAGUUACUAAGUGAAGAAGUGCUGAGUUACAGCAGUUUGCUGGAGACCAUUGAACUCAAAGGGGCUGGCAUGACAGAACACUAUGUCACCCAGUUAGAAUUCCAGGAUCUUCAGGAACGAUACAGAGCAAUCAAAGAGAGGGCCAAGGAAGCAGUAACCAAGUCUGAAAAACUAGUUCGCCUGCACCAAGAGUAUCAGAGAGACCUAAAGGCAUUUGAAGUUUGGCUGGGGCAAGAACAAGAAAAGCUUGACCAACAUUCAGUUCUUGAAGGUGAUGCUCGCACUCAUGAGAUAACAUUGCGGGAUCUUCAGGAGCUACAGGUGCACUGCGCAGAGGGGCAGGCCCUGUUGAAUUCGGUGCUACACACCAGAGAGGAAGUGAUACCAUCGGGCAUCCCCCAGACCGAGGACCGGGCUUUAGAGUCCCUCCGGCAGGACUGGCAGGCUUACCAGCAGAGAUUGUCUGAGACCCGGACUCAGUUCAAUAAUGUAGUCAACAAACUGAGACUCAUGGAACAAAAGUAUCAGCAAGUAGAUGAGUGGCUCAAAACACUGGAGAGCAAAGUGAGUGUCAAAACAGGACGUCAGUCUAGCCGGGCAACCAAGCAGAUACAAUUACAUCAGAUGAAGAAGUGGCAUGAAGAGGUAACCGCAUACAAAGAUGAAGUUGAGGAAGUGGGAGCCAGAGUGCAGGAGAUGCUGGAUGAGAACCAUGUGAGCAGCCGAAUGGGCUGCCAGGCCACCCAGCUGACUUCCAGAUACCAGGCCCUUCUUCUCCAAGUGCUGGAACAAAUAAAAUUCCUGGAGGAAGAGAUCCAGAGUUUGGAGGAAUCAGAAUUAUCCCUAAGUUCCUAUUCUGAUUGGUACAACUCUACUCAUAAAAACUUCAAGAAUGUGGCCACCAAAAUUGACAGAGUAGAUAAAGUGAUGAUGGGGAAAAAAAUGAAGAUGUUGGAGAGUUUGCUAAAAGACAUGGAGAAAGGCCAUAGUUUGCUGAAAUCAGCCCGGGAGAAAGGAGAGAGGGCUCUCAAAUACUUGGAGGACAGCGAGGCAGAGACAUUAAGGAAAGAGAUCCAGGAGCACGUGGAGCAGUUGAAGGAACUGACCAGUAUUGUCCGAAAAGAGCACAUGACUCUGGAGAAAGGCCUUCUUCUAGCAAAGGAGUUCUCAGAUAAAUACAAAGCACUAACUCAGUGGAUAUCAGAAUAUCAAGAAAUCCUACACACUCCUGAAGAACCCAAAAUGGAAUUAUAUGAGAAAAAAGCUCAGUUAUCUAAAUAUAAGUCACUUCAACAAAUGGUGCUGUCCCAUGAGCCCUCGGUAAGAUCAGUGAGAGAGAAAGGUGAGGCUCUCCUGGAGGUCGUGCAGGACGUCACUUUAAAGGAUGAAAUAGAUAAACUUCACAGUGAUUACAAGGACCUCUGUGGUGCAGGAAAGGAACAUGUCUGCAGCCUCGAGGCAAAAGUCAAAGAUCACGAAGAUUAUAACAGUGACCUCCAAAAAGUAGAAAGGUGGCUGCUGCAGAUGUCAGGCAGAUUGGUGGUGCCUGACCUCAUGGAGACAAGCAGUCUCGAGACAAUUACCCAGCAACUGGCCCACCACAAGGCAAUGAUGGAAGAAAUUGCUGGUUUUGAAGACCGCUUGAACAAUCUUAAAAUUAAAGGUGACAAUUUGAUCAGCCAGUGUGCAGACCACCUUCAAGCAAAACUAAAACAAAAUGUGCACGCUCAUCUGCAGGGCACAAAAGAUAGUUACUCAGCUAUCUGCAGUACAGCUCAGAGGGUGUACCAGAGUUUGGAACAUGAACUUCAGAAGCACGUUAGCCGACAGGACACUCUGCAGCAGUGCCAGGCGUGGCUCUGUGCAGUCCAGCCAGAUCUAAAGCCAAGCCAGCAUCCACCUCUUAGCAGGGCAGAAGCCAUGAAGCAGGUCAAACACUUCAGAGCUUUGCAGGAACAGGCAAGGACUUACUUAGAUCUCCUCUGCUCCAUGUGUGACUUGUCAAACUCUUCAGUGAAAACCACAGCAAAAGACAUUCAACAAACAGAGCAAAUGAUUGAACAAAGGCUUGCCCAGGCACAGAACUUAACUCAGGGCUGGGGAGAGAUCAAGCACAUGAAGGCUGAGCUUUGGAUUUACCUCCAGGAUGCUGAUCAGCAACUACAGAAUAUGAAGAGAAGGCACUCAGAACUGGAGCUCAACAUUGCACAGAACAUGGUUUCCCAAGUGAAGGAUUUUGUUAAGAAGCUACAGUGCAAACAGGCAUCAGUGACCGCUAUUACAGAAAGGGUGAAUAAGUUAACCAAGAAGCAGGAGUCUCCUGAACACAAGGAAAUAAGUCACUUAAAUGACCAGUGGUUAGAUCUGUGUCUUCAGUCUAACAAUCUGUGCUUGCAAAGGGAAGAAGAUCUUCAGAGAACAAGAGAUUACCAUGACUGUAUGAAUGUUGUUGAAGUGUUCUUAGAAAAAUUUACUACAGAAUGGGAUAACUUAGCCAGAUCCGAUGCAGAGAGUACAGCUGUCCAUCUAGAAGCUUUGAAAAAGUUAGCCCUAGCUCUGCAGGAGAGAAAGCAGGCUAUUGAGGAUCUGAAAGAUCAAAAGCAAAAAAUGAUAGAACAUCUGAAUUUAGAUGACAAAGAAUUAGUCAAAGAACAGACAAGUCACCUUGAACAACGUUGGUUUCAGCUCGAGGACCUUGUUAAAAGGAAAAUCCAAGUGUCAGUCACCAACAUGGAGGAAUUAAAUGUGGUGCGGUCCAGGUUUCAGGAGCUGAUGGAGUGGGCAGAAGAACAACAGCCCAACGUUGCUGAGGCCCUGAAGCAGAGCCCCCCACCAGAUAUGGCUCAGAACCUCCUCAUGGAUCACCUCGCCAUUUGCAGUGAACUGGAGGCCAAACAGAUGCUCCUGAAAUCACUCAUAAAGGACGCAGACAGGGUGAUGGCUGAUCUUGGCCUAAAUGAGCGGCAGAUAAUCCAGAAGGCACUCUCUGAUGCACAGAGACAUGUGAAUUGUCUCAGCGACUUAGUGGGCCAGAGACGAAAGUACCUAAACAAGGCCUUGUCUGAGAAAGCCCAGUUCCUCAUGGCAGUAUUCCAGGCAACCAGCCAAAUUCAGCAACAUGAGCGAAAGAUAAUGUUCCGUGAGCACAUCUGCCUGUUACCCGAUGAUGUGAGCAAACAAGUUAAGACAUGUAAGAGUGCACAAGCCAGCCUCAAGACUUACCAGAAUGAGGUCACUGGACUUUGGGCUCAGGGUCGUGAAUUAAUGAAAGGAGCCGCAGAGCAGGAAAAAAGUGAAGUACUAGGUAAGCUUCAGGAAUUGCAGAGCGUCUAUGACACUGUUUUACAAAAGUGUAGCCAUCGGCUACAAGAACUAGAGAAAAAUUUAGUUUCUAGGAAACAUUUUAAGGAAGAUUUUGAUAAGGCUUGUCACUGGCUAAAACAAGCAGAUAUUAUUACAUUUCCUGAAAUCAACCUAAUGAAUGAGAGUCCUGAGCUUCAUACACAACUGGCCAAAUACCAACACAUUCUCGAACAAUCUCCAGAAUACGAGAAUCUCCUGCUUACACUACAGAACUCUGGGCAGGCCAUAUUGCCAUCGCUGAAUGAAGUUGAUCAUUCCUACCUCAAUGAAAAGCUAAAUGCUCUGCCCCUGCAAUUUAAUGUAAUUGUUGCAUUGGCUAAAGACAAGUUCUAUAAAGUCCAAGAAGCAAUUCUUACUCGGAAAGAGUAUGCUUCCUUGAUCGAAUUGACAGUCCAGUCUCUGAGUGAACUUGAAGACCAGUUCUUAAAGAUGAGCAAAGUCCCUGCUGACCUGAGAGUUGAAGAGGCUCUCUCUCUUCAGGAAGGUUGCAGAGCCCUUUUGGGAGAGGUGGCAGGCCUUGGGGAAGCAGUGGAUGAACUGAACCAGAAGAAAGAAAGUUUUAGAAGCACAGGUCAGCCUUGGCAGCCAGACAAGAUGUUGCAACUUGUCACCUUGUACCACAGGCUAAAGCGACAAACAGAACAAAGGGUUAGCUUACUAGAAGAUACCACCAGUGCUUAUCAAGAGCAUGAAAAGAUGUGCCAGCAGCUAGAGAAACAACUAGAGGCUGUGAAAACAGAGCAGUCCAAAGUGAAUGAGGAGACCCUUCCUGCAGAGGAGAAGCUCAAAAUUUAUCACUCCCUGGCAGGAAGUCUUCAGGAUUCAGGAAUUGUACUCAAACAAGUGACCGUGCAUCUUGAAGAUCUGGUUCCACACCUUGAUCCUUUGGCUUAUGAGAAAGCCAAGCAACAGAUCCAGUCCUGGCAAGAGGAGUUAAAACUGUUGACUUCUGCCAUUGGCACGACAGUGACAGAGUGUGAGAGCCGCAUGGUGCAGAGUAUAGACUUCCAGACAGAGCUGAGCCGCUCCCUGGAGUGGCUGAGGAGUGUGAAGGCAGAGCUAAGUGGGCCGGAGUGCCUGGACCUGAGCCUACAGGACAUCCAGGAGGAGAUCAGAAAGAUCCAAAUUCAUCAGGAAGAGGUACAGUCCAGCCUGAGAAUAAUGAAUGCCCUGAGUAACAAGGAGAAGGAGAAAUUCACAAAAGCCAAAGAGCUGAUUUCUGCCGAUUUACAGCACACCCUUGCUGAGCUCUCAGAGCUAGAUGGAGAUGUUCAGGAAGCUUUACGCACCAGACAGGCUGCCUUAACUCAAAUAUAUAGUCAAUGUCAAAGGUACUAUCAAGUAUCUCAAGCAGCUAAUGACUGGCUUGAGGAUGCUCAUGAAAUGUUACAACUGGCAGGCAAUGGCCUAGAUGUGGAGAAUGCAGAGGAAAAUCUCAAAAGCCACAUGGAAUUUUUUAGUACAGAAGAUCAGUUCCACAGCAAUCUGGAAGAGCUCCAAGGCCUGGUAGCCAGCUUGGACCCACUCCUCAAGCCAACUGGAAAAGAGGACCUAGCACAGAAAAUGGCUUCCCUGGAAGAGAAGAGCCAGAGGAUAAUACAGGACUCCCAUGCCCAGUUAGAUCUCUUGCAGAGAUGUGCUGCUCAAUGGCAGGAUUAUCAAAAAGCAAGGGAAGAGGUUAUCGAAUUGAUGAAUGAUGCAGAAAAGAAAUUGUCUGAGUUUUCUUUAUCGAAAACUUCUUCCAGUCAUGAAGCAGAAGAGAAAUUGUCAGAACACAAGUCUUUAGUGUCAGUAGUUAAUUCUUUCCAUGAGAAAGUUGUGGCCCUUGAGGAUAAAACUUCACAACUGGAAAAAACUGGAAAUGACGCAAGCAAAGCAGCCUUAAGCAGGUCGAUGACUACUGUCUGGCAGCGCUGGACACGUCUCCGUGCUGUGGCUCAGGACCAGGAGAAGAUAUUGGAAGAUGCAGUAGAUGAGUGGAAAAGCCUUAACACUAAGGUUACAAAAGCCAAGGAAAUGAUUGAUCAGCUGCGAGAUAAAUUACCGGACAGUUCUGCAGAGAAAGCCUCAAAAGCAGAACUCUUCACUCUUCUCGACCAUCAUGACACACUCGUUCUGGAGCUGGACCAGCAGCAGCUGGCCUUAGGUCUGCUGCGGCAGCAAGCACUGAGCAUGCUCCAGGAUGGAGCCACGCUGUCCCCUGGAGAAGAGCCGUCUAUUGUCCAGGAGAUCACGGCAAUGCAAGAUCGGUGCCUGAACAUGCAGGACAAAGUGAAGAGUAACGGAAAGGUGGUAAAGCAAGAGCUAAAGGAGCGAGAAGUUGUGGAGACUCAAAUCAAUUUGGUGAAAUCUUGGUUUCAGGAAACAAAGGAAUAUUUGGGGAAUCCAACAAUAGAAAUAGAUGCUCAACUUGAAGAACUUCAGAUUCUCCUAACAGAAGCCACAAAUCACCGACAGAACAUUGAGAAAAUGACUGAAGAUCAGAAGAAUAAGUACCUGGGUCUUUACUCCAUCUUACCUCCUGAACUGUCCCUUCAGUUCGCUGAGGUGGCACUGGACCUGGGAACUAUCCAUGAUCAGAUCCAGGACAAAGUAAGAGAAGUUGAACAGAGCAAGGCCAUGAGCCAGGAAUUCAGCCGGCAAAUUCAGAAGAUAGCCAAAGAUCUCACAACUAUUCUGAGUAAGCUGAGAACAAAGACAGAUAAUUUAGCUCAAGCUAAAACCGACCAAAAGGUGCUAGGAGAGGAAUUAGAUGGCUGUCAUUUAAAAUUAAUGGAACUAGAUGCAGCAGUACAGAAAUUCGCAGAACAGAAUGGCCAACUGGGUAAACCACUGGCCAAGAAGAUAGGAAAACUGACUGAACUUCACCAGCAGACCAUUAGGCAGGCUGAGAAUCGGCUCUCCAAGCUCGGUCAGGCAGCAUCACAUUUAGAAGAGUACAAUGAAAUGCUUGAAUUCAUUUUGAAGUGGAUUGAGAAAGCUAAAGUGUUGGUACAUGGAAAGAUUACAUGGAAUUCGGCACACCAACUUCGAGAACAAUACGUUUUACAUCAGACCAUGCUAGAAGAAUCUGAAGAAAUUCACAGCAAUCUGGAAGCGAUGAUUGAGAAAUUACAAUACCUCGCUAGUGUGUACUUCACAGAAAAAAUGUCUCAGCAAGUGGCAGAACUGGGACGGGAGUCUGAGGAGCUGCAACAGAUGAUCAAAAUUCGUUUGCAGAAUCUCCAAGAUGCUGCCAAGGAUAUGAAAAAAUUUGAAACCGAGCUAAAAAACUUACAAGUUGCUUUGGAGCAAGCCCAGACAACCUUGACUUCUGCAGAAGUCGGACGUCUUAGUCUCAAGGAGCAACUUUCUCAUCGACUGCACUUGUUGUCUGAGAUGGAGUCACUCAAGCCAAAGGUCCACGCUGUGCAGAUCUGCCAGAGCGCACUCCGGAUCCCCGAGGAGGUGGUCACCAGCUUGCCGCUCUGCCAUGCCGCUCUGCACCUGCAGGAGGAGGCGAGCCGAUUACAGCACACCGCCAUCCAGCAGUGCAACCUCAUGCAGGAGGCUGUGGUGCAGUAUGAACAGUAUGAACAAGAAAUGCAACACCUUCAGGAGCUUAUAGAAGGAGCUCACAGAGAAAUUGAGGACAAACCUGUGGCCACCAGUAAUAUCCAGGAGCUGCAGGCCCAGAUUUCUCGGCAUGAGGAGCUGGCUCAGAAAAUCAAGGGCUACCAGGAGCAGAUCGCCUCCUUGAACUCCAAGUGCAAGAUGCUGACGAUGAAAGCCAAGCACGCCACCAUGCUGCUGACGGUGACCGAGGUGGAGGGGCUCGCGGAGGGAACGGACGACCUGGACGGGGAGCUCCUCCCCGCGACCUCGGCCCACCCCUCUGUGGUCAUGAUGACUGCAGGUCGCUGUCACACUUUGCUGUCACCUGUCACUGAGGAGUCUGGGGAGGAGGGAACCGGCAGUGAAAUUUCCUCUCCACCUGCGUGUCGUUCCCCUUCACCUGUGGCUAAUACAGAUGCUUCAGUUAACCAGGACAUUGCUUAUUACCAAGCGCUAUCUCCCGAGAGGUUGCAGACCAAUGCCUCCAGAAUCCACCCCAGCACAUUGCCAUCUCAGGAGUUCUAUGAACCAGGGCUGGAACCAUCUGCUACUGCUAAACUGGAUGAUCUGCAGCGUUCUUGGGAAACUUUAAAGAAUGUGAUCAGUGAAAAGCAGCGAACCCUCUAUGAGGCUUUGGAACGCCAGCAGAAGUACCAGGACUCCCUCCAGUCCAUCUCCACAAAGAUGGAGGCCAUUGAGAUGAAACUCAGUGAGAGUCUGGAGCACAGCAGGAGUCCAGAAAGCCAGAUGGCUGAACAUCAGGCAUUGAUGGAUGAGAUUCUCAUGCUUCAAGAUGAGAUCAGUGAGCUCCAGUCAUCUCUUGCGGAGGAGCUGGUGUCUGAGUCUCCCGAGUCUGACCCCGCCGAACAGCUGGCCUUGCAAUCCACGCUCACUGUCCUAGCCGAACGAAUGUCCACCAUCAAGAUGAAGGCCUCAGGGAAGCGGCAGCUUUUAGAGGAGAAGUUAAAUGAUCAGCUUGAGGAACAGAGACAGGAACAGGCUCUGCAGAGGUAUCGCUGUGAAGCUGACGAGCUGGACCACUGGCUCUUGAGCACUAAGGCUACUCUGGACACCGCACUGGGUACAGCCAAAGAACCUAUGGACAUGGAGGCCCAGCUGGUGGACUGCCAGAACAUGCUGGUGGAAAUAGAGCAGAAGGUGGUGGCCUUAUCAGAACUGUCAGUCCACAAUGAAAACCUGCUGCUGGAAGGCAAGGCUCACACCAAGGAGGAGGCUGAGCUGCUGGCCGUAAAGCUGAGAACCCUCAAGGGGAGCCUCCUGGAGCUGCAGAGAGCACUGCAUGACAAACAGCUUGACAUCCAGCAGGGCACCGCGCAAGAGAAGGAGGAGAGCCAUGCCGACCUAACUUCCAGCCAGAGCCCCGGGGUCCAGGACUGGCUGGCCCAGGCGCGGACCAUGUGGACCCACCAGCGACAGAGCAGCCUCCAACAACAAAAAGAGUUGGAACAGGAAUUAGCUGAGCAGAAGAGCCUCCUGCGGUCAGUAGCCAGUCGUGGAGAGGAAAUUCUCACCCAGCACUCAGCUGCAGAGACCUCUGGUGGUGCUGGCGAAAAACCUGAUGUGUUAUCCCAGGAGUUGGGGAUGGAAGGGGAGAAAUCAGCUGCUGAAGACCAGAUGAGAAUGAAAUGGGAAAGCCUACAUCAAGAAUUUAGUACCAAGCAGAAGCUACUACAGAAUGUUCUGGAACAGGAACAAGAGCAAGUGCUAUACAGCAGGCCGAAUCGGCUCCUGUCUGGUGUACCACUAUACAAAGGGGAUGGGCAGACCCAAGACAAAUCUGCGGUGACAUCUUUGCUAGACGGAUUGAACCAGGCCUUUGAGGAGGUUUCAUCCCAGGGUGGGGGUACAAAGAGGCAGAACAUUCACUUGGAACAGAAGUUAUAUGAUGGGGUCUCAGCUACCUCUACGUGGUUGGAUGAUGUUGAAGAACGUUUAUUUGUUGCCACAGCACUUUUACCAGAAGAAACAGAAGCUUGCCUCUUCAACCAAGAGACUCUUGCCAAAGAUAUUAAGGAAAUGUCUGAAGAAAUGGAUAAGAAUAGGAACUUAUUUUCCCAAGCAUUUCCAGAGAAUGGUGAUAACCGAGAUGUCAUUGAAGACACUUUGGGUUGUCUUUUGGGCAGGUUGUCCUUGCUAGACUCAGUAGUAAAUCAACGCUGUCAUCAGAUGAAGGAAAGACUUCAGCAAAUACUAAAUUUCCAGAAUGAUCUGAAGGUGCUGUGUACAUCACUGGCUGACAACAAAUACAUCAUUCUGCAGAAACUGGCAAAUGUGUUUGAACAGCCUGUGGCAGAGCAAAUAGAGGCAAUACAAGAGGCUGAAGAUGGUCUAAAGGAAUUGGAUGCAGGAAUCACUGAAUUAAAAAAGCGUGGGGACACGUUGCAGAUUGAGCAGCCUUCCAUGCAGGAACUGUCCAAACUUCAGGACAUGUAUGAUGAACUGAUGAUGACCAUUGGCUCCCGGCGGAGUGGGCUGAACCAGAAUCUUGCACUCAAGGAUCAGUAUGAAAGGGCCUUACACGAUCUGGCUGAUGUGGUAGAGACUGGACAGGACAAGAUGGCAGGGGACCAGAAAAUCAUCGUGUCCUCCAAAGAGGACAUUCAACAACUACUUGACAAACAUAAGGAAUACUUUCAGGGCCUGGAAUCUCAUAUGAUCUUGACUGAAACACUCUUCAGAAAGAUAAUCAGCUUUGCAGUCCUACAGGAAACGCAAUUCCACACAGAACUGAUGGUACAGGCUUCAGCUGUACUAAAACGGGCUCACAAGAGGGGCGUGGAGUUGGAGUACAUUCUAGAGACGUGGUCUCAUCUGGAUGAAGACCACCAGGAGCUCAGCAGACAGCUGGAGGCGGUGGAAAGUAGCAUCCCCAGUGUGGGAUUGGUGGAGGAGAGUGAGGAUAGGCUCAUCGAUCGGAUAACACUCUACCAGCAUUUGAAAUCCAGCCUUAAUGAAUACCAGCCCAAAUUAUAUCAGGUAUUAGAUGAUGGGAAACGACUGCUCAUAUCCAUUAGCUGCUCAGAUCUAGAAAGCCAGCUAAAUCAACUUGGAGAACACUGGUUAAAUAAUACCAACAAAGUGUCUAAGGAGCUUCACAGAUUGGAAACAGUACUGAAGCACUGGACCAGAUAUCAAAGCGAAUCUGCAGAACUUAUUCACUGGUUACAAUCUGCAAAAGAUAGGCUAGAAUUUUGGACUCAACAAUCUGUGACAGUCCCACAAGAACUGGAAAUGGUCCGUGAUCAUCUAAAUGCUUUCCUGGAGUUUUCCAAAGAAGUGGAUGCAAAAUCUUCCCUGAAAUCAUCUGUUCUGAGCACUGGAAAUCAGCUUCUUCGAUUAAAGAAAGUGGACACAGCUGCCCUACGUUCAGAGCUGUCACAGAUUGAUAGCCAGUGGACUGACCUGCUGACAAAUAUUCCAACUGUACAGGAGAAGCUCCACCAGCUCCAAAUGGAUAAGCUGCCUUCCCGCCAUGCCAUUUCUGAAGUUAUGACUUGGAUUUCUCUCAUGGAAAAUGUUAUUCAAAAGGAUGAGGAGAAUAUAAAAAAUUCAAUAGGUUACAAGGCAAUUCAUGAAUACCUUCAGAAAUAUAAGGGUUUUAAGAUAGAUAUUAACUGUAAACAGUUGACAGUUGAUUUUGUGAAUCAGUCUGUGCUACAAAUCAGUAGUCAGGAUGUGGAAAGUAAACGCAGUGAUAAGACUGAUUUUGCUGAGCAACUUGGAGCCAUGAAUAAAAGUUGGCAAAUCCUGCAGGGUCUAGUGACUGAGAAGAUCCAGCUGUUGGAAGGCUUAUUGGAAUCUUGGUCAGAAUAUGAAAAUAAUGUACAAAGUCUGAAAACUUGGUAUGAAACCCAGGAAAAUAGACUAAAGCAACAACAUCGCAUUGGAGAUCAGGCUUCAGUUCAGAAUGCAAUGAAAGACUGUCAGGAUCUAGAAGAUUUGAUUAGAGCAAAAGAAAAAGAGGUGGAGAAAAUUGAGCAGAAUGGACUUGCUUUGAUUCAGAACAAGAAAGAAGAAGUCUCUGGUGUUGUCAUGAGCACGCUGCGGGAGCUCAACCAAACCUGGGCAAAUUUAGACCACAUGGUUGGGCAAUUAAAGAUACUGUUGAAGUCCGUGUUUGACCAAUGGAACAAUCACAAGGUAGCCUUUGAUGAGAUAAACAGCUACCUCAUGGAGGCCAGAUACUCUCUUUCCCGCUUCCGUCUGCUGACUGGCUCUUUAGAAGCUGUACAAGUUCAGGUAGACAAUCUUCAGAAUCUUCAAGAUGAUCUGGAAAAACAGGAAAAGAACUUACAGAGGUUUGGCUCUGUCACCAACCAACUGUUAAAAGAGUGUCACCCACCUGUGACAGAAACUCUUACCAACACGUUAAAAGAUGUCAAUAUGAGAUGGAAUAACUUGCUGGAAGAGAUUGCUGAGCAGCUGUACUCCAGCAAAGCCCUGCUUCAACUUUGGCAGAGAUACAAGGACUACUCCAAACAGUGUGCUUCUACAGUGCAGCAGCAGGAGGAUCAAACCAACGAGCUCCUGAAAGCAGCCACUAACAAGGACAUUGCUGAUGACGAAGUUGCUACAUGGAUUCAAGAUUGCAAUGACCUCCUCAAAGGACUGGGGACAGUGAAGGACUCCCUUUUUGUUCUCCAUGAGCUGGGAGAGCAGCUCAAGCAACAAGUGGAUGCUUCGGCAGCAUCAGCCAUUCAAUCUGAUCAGCUGUCUUUGAGUCAGCACCUAUGUGCCCUAGAGCAGGCUCUUUGCAAGCAGCAGACUAUGUUACAGGCUGGAGUUCUUGACUAUGAAACCUUUACCAAGAGCUUGGAAGCGUUGGAAGCCUGGGUAGUAGAAGCUGAGGAAAUAUUACAAGGGCAGGACCCUAGCCACUCGUCUGACCUUUCAACCAUCCAGGAAAGGAUGGAAGAACUUAAGGGGCAGAUGCUAAAAUUCAGCAGCAUGGCACCUGACCUAGACCGUCUGAAUGAGCUUGGAUAUAGGCUACCACUGAAUGAUAAAGAAAUCAAAAGGAUGCAGAACCUGAACCGACACUGGUCUCUGAUCUCCUCUCAGACCACAGAAAGAUUCAGUAAGUUGCAGUCAUUUUUGCUGCAACACCAGACUUUCUUGGAAAAAUGUGAAACAUGGAUGGAAUUCCUUGUUCAAACGGAACAAAAGUUAGCCGUCGAGAUUUCAGGCAACUAUCAGCAUCUUUUGGAGCAGCAGAGAGCCCAUGAGUUGUUUCAAGCAGAGAUGUUCAGUCGCCAGCAGAUUUUGCACUCGAUCAUUAUUGAUGGGCAGCGUCUUCUAGAACAAGGUCAAGUUGAUGACAGGGACGAAUUCAACCUGAAAUUGACACUUCUCAGCAAUCAGUGGCAGGGAGUGAUUCGCAGGGCCCAACAGAGGAGGGGCAUCAUCGACAGCCAGAUUCGCCAGUGGCAGCGAUACAGGGAGAUGGCAGAGAAGCUUCGUAAAUGGUUGGUUGAAGUGUCCUAUCUUCCCGUGAGUGCUCUUGGAAGUGUCCUAAUACCACUGCAACAGGCAAGGACCCUCUUUGAUGAAGUGCAGUUCAAAGAAAAAGUGUGCCUGCGACAACAAGGCAGUUACAUCCUCACAGUGGAGGCAGGCAAACAGCUCCUGCUCUCGGCCGACAGUGGGGCUGAGGCCGCCUUGCAGGCCGAGCUCACGGAAAUCCAGGACAAGUGGAAAUCAGCCAGCGUGCGUCUGGAGGAGCAGAAGAAAAAGCUGGCCUUCUUGCUGAAAGACUGGGAAAAAUGUGAGAAUGGAAUAGCUGAUUCUCUGGAGAAACUACGAACAUUCAAAAAGAAGCUUUCUCAACCUCUGCCAAAUCACCACGAAGAGCUGCAUGCAGAACAAAUGCGUUGCAAGGAACUGGAAAAUGCAGCUGGGAGCUGGAAAGAUGACUUGGCUCAGCUGACACUCUUGAAGGACACCCUCUGUGCCUACAUUAGCGCUGAUGAUAUUUCCAUCCUGAACGAACGCAUGGAGCUUCUGCAGAGGCAGUGGGAAGAACUGUGCCACCAGCUCUCCUUAAGGCGGCAGCAAGUAAGUGAGAGAUUGAAUGAAUGGGCAGUCUUCAAUGAAAAGAACAAGGAGCUUUGUGAAUGGUUGACCCAGAUGGAAAGCAAAGUUUCUCAAAAUGGAGACAUCCUCAUUGAAGAAAUGAUAGAGAAGCUCAAGAAGGAUUAUCAAGAGGAAAUUGCUGUUGCCCAAGAGAACAAAAUACAGCUCCAGCAAAUGGGAGAACGACUUGCUCGAGCCAGCCAUGAAAGCAAAGCCUCUGAGAUUGAGUACAAGCUCGGGAAGGUCAACGACCGGUGGCAGCAUCUUCUGGAUCUCACGGCAGCCAGGGUAAAGAAGUUAAAGGAGACCCUGGUUGCCGUACAGCAGCUGGAUAAGAACAUGAGCAGCCUAAGGACGUGGCUGGCUCACAUUGAGUCAGAGCUGGCCAAGCCCAUAGUCUAUGAUUCCUGUGACUCGGAUGAAAUACAGAAGAAGCUCACUGAGCAGCAGGAGCUUCAGAGAGACAUCGAGAAACAUAGCACGGGCGUGGCCUCCGUCCUCAACCUGUGUGAGGUCCUGCUGCAUGACUGCGACGCCUGCGCCACAGAUGCGGAGUGUGACUCCAUCCAGCAGGCGACACGAAACCUGGACCGGCGGUGGAGAAAUAUCUGUGCCAUGUCCAUGGAAAGAAGACUCAAAAUUGAAGAGACGUGGCGGUUGUGGCAGAAGUUUCUGGAUGAUUAUUCUCGUUUUGAAGAUUGGCUCAAGAUUUCAGAAAGGACAGCUGCCUUCCCCAGCUCUUCCGGGGUGCUCUAUACAGUUGCCAAGGAAGAACUAAAGAAAUUUGAGGCUUUCCAGCGACAGGUGCACGAGAGCCUCACCCAGCUGGAGCUGAUCAACAAGCAGUACCGUCGCCUGGCCAGAGAGAACCGCACCGAUUCCGCCUGUAGCCUAAAGCAGAUGGUUCACGAAGGCAACCAGAGAUGGGACAACCUGCAAAAGCGUGUCACCUCCAUCUUGCGCAGACUCAAGCAUUUCAUUGGCCAGCGUGAGGAAUUUGAGACUGCUCGGGACAGCAUUCUGGUGUGGCUCACAGAGAUGGAUCUACAACUCACUAAUAUUGAGCAUUUUUCUGAGUGUGACGUUCAAGCUAAAAUAAAGCAACUCAAGGCCUUCCAGCAGGAAAUUUCACUGAACCACAAUAAGAUUGAGCAGAUAAUUGCCCAAGGAGAACAGCUUAUAGAAAAGAGUGAGCCUUUGGAUGCGGCCGUCAUCGAGGAAGAACUGGAUGAACUCCGGCGUUACUGUCAGGAGGUCUUCGGGCGCGUGGAAAGAUACCAUAAGAAACUGAUUCGCCUGCCUCUCCCGGAUGAUGAGCAUGACCUCUCUGACCGGGAGCUGGAGCUGGAUGACUCUGCAGCUCUCUCGGACCUCCACUGGCGUGACACCUCUGUGGACGGCGUGCUUUCCCCCCAGCCUUCCUCCAACCCCUCCCUCUCACUCGCCCAGCCCCUGCGGAGCGAGCGGUCUGGACGAGACACCCCUGCCAGUGUGGACUCCAUCCCCCUGGAGUGGGACCAUGACUAUGACCUCAGUCGUGACCUGGAGUCCGCUGUGUCCAGAACUCUGCCCUCUGAGGAUGAAGAGGGUCAGGAUGAUAAAGAUUUCUACCUCAGCGGAGCUGUUGGCUUAUCAGAUGUAAUGAUCCCCGAAAGUCCUGAGGCCUAUGUAAAACUCACAGAAAGUGCAAUCAGAAAUACCUCUGGAGCUCCCAGUGCCUUCGAGUCGCAGAUCCGACAACUGGACAAAGCCCUGGAUGAGAGCCGUUUUCAGAUGCAGCAAACUGAAAAUAUUAUCCGCAGCAAAACUCCCACGGGACCGGAGCUAGACUCCAGCUACAGAGGCUAUAUGAAAUUGCUGAGUGAGUGCAGCGGAAGUAUAGACUCAGUGAAGAGACUAGAACACAAACUGAAGGAGGAAGAAGAGAAUUUCCCCGGCUUUGUUAACCUGAAUACAACGGAAACCCAAACAGCUGGUGUGAUUGACCGGUGGGAACUCAUCCAGGCCCAGGCCCUGAGCAAGGAACUGAGAAUGAAACAGAACCUCCAGAAGUGGCAGCAGUUCCACACGGACCUGAACAACAUCUGGACGUGGCUGGGGGAGAUGGAACAGGAGCUGGAGCAGCUGCGGCACCUGGACCUCAGCACUGACAUCCAGGCUAUCGAGCUCCAAAUAAAAAAGCUCAAGGAGCUCCAGAAAGCUGUGGACCACCGGAAAGCCAUCAUCCUUUCCAUCAACCUGUGCAGCAACGAGUUCACCCAGCCUGGCAGUGAGAAAAGCCAGGAUCUGCAAGAUCGCUUGUCCCAGAUGAACGGGCGCUGGGACCGGGUGUGCUCACUGCUGGAAGAGUGGCGGGGCCUGCUCCAGGAUGCACUGAUGCAGUGUCAGGAUUUCCAUGAAAUGAGUCAUGGUUUGCUUCUUAUGCUGGAGAACAUUGACAGAAGGAAAAAUGAAAUUGUCCCUAUUGAUUCUAACCAGGAUGCAGAGACACUUCAGGACCAUCACAAACAGCUUAUGCAAAUAAGGCAUGAGCUCUUGGAAUCCCAACUCAGAGUGGCCUCACUGCAAGACAUGUCUUGCCAACUCCUGGUGAAUGCUGAAGGCACAGACUGUUUAGAAGCCAAAGAAAAAGUCCAUGUGAUUGGAAAUCGGCUCAGACUUCUCUUGAAGGAGGUCAGUCGUCACAUCAAGGAGCUGGAGAAGCUAUUAGACAUGGCAAGCAGUCAGCAGGAUUUGUCUUCCUGGUCUUCUGCUGAUGAACUGGACACCUCGGGAUCUGUGAGUCCUGCGUCCGGAAGAAGCACCCCCAACAGACAAAGAACGCCACGAGGCAAAUGUAGUCUCUCACAGCCUGGACCCUCUGUCAACAGUCCACAUAGCAGGUCCAUAAAAGGUGGCUCCGAUUCCUCCCUUUCUGAGCCUCGGCCAACUCGGUCCGGCCGAGCCUUCUUAUUCAGAGUCCUCCGAGCGGCUCUUCCACUCCAGCUUCUCCUGCUGCUCCUCAUCGGGCUCGCCUGCCUUGUACCAAUGUCAGAGGAAGACUAUAGUUGUGCCCUCUCCAACAACUUUGCCCGAUCAUUCCACCCCAUGCUCAGAUACACAAAUGGCCCUCCUCCGCUCUGAACCAAGCAGAUGCCAUCUGCAGCAGCGCUGGUAGCAUAAGGAGGAUUUGGCCAAAAGCAAUCCCAAACUAGCAAAAACAGGACCUGAAUCUUGGUGAAUGCCCUCAGGGUGGCAGCUUUAGCUCUCCUCCGUAUCCCAUGUGUGCAGAUCAUGGCUUCGGAGGUGGAUGGUAAACAAUGACAGGAGGAGAGCAGACAGACAAUAAGUUGGGAAGAAAUUUUGUUUGAAACUCUGAGCCUCAGCACUAAUGAGAUUAAGGACCUCCAGCGCUCUCUGGACACAUGAAUUCUGGGCUGUUGGCUCAUUCUCUGCGUACCCAAGGACUUCAGUAGACUGUCUUGAGCAGCUCUCCCACGGUGCCGCUCCAUCCAUUCAAUAAAGGACUCUCCCUGGGUGCCAUGUUGGCAUUGAACAAUCUACCAACCAACCAGUGCUGAGGAGAUUUUAGAACCUUGUAACAUACAAUUUUUAAGAGCUUAUAUGGCACCUUUCUUUUUACCUUGUUUUCCUCUGGGGCAUGAUGUUCUAACUUUUGCUUUAGAAGCACAAGCUGUAAAUCUAAAAGGCACUUUUUUUAAAGGUAUAAAGUAAAACUGGAUGUAAUAAAUACAAUCAUGGAAGGCUUUAUGUGAAAAAAAAAGUUGAAUGUUACAGUAAAAAAAAAAGAUAUUUAUGUAUGUACAGUUUGCUAAAGCCAAGUUUUGUUUGUAUUGAUUUCUUUGCAUUUAUUAUAGAUACUAUAAAA